Molecule: messenger RNA, 1694 nt
Organism: Rhincodon typus (whale shark)
Lineage: Eukaryota; Metazoa; Chordata; Chondrichthyes; Orectolobiformes; Rhincodontidae
Product: neurocalcin-delta
Exons: 9
Coding region: 848-1513 (221 amino acids)
Biological process (GO): calcium-mediated signaling
Cellular component (GO): cytosol
Molecular function (GO): tubulin binding; actin binding; calcium ion binding
Source: RefSeq, a predicted model, not a curated record
GUUGUAUGCUGUGGGAAGUGUUACAGAAUCUGUCUGCCUAGAGCCCUGUACGGGAAUAUGUACUGGUGUGAUCUUUCCACCAGGAUUUCUGCUUGUGUGUUUUUAAUGGAUGUUUCAGUCCCAUCCCUUGAGUUGUUUCUCCAAUUGGCCACACAUGGAGCUGUAGGCUGACGUCAGUGGGUCUUUUGCUAUUUCUGUGGAAGCCGGAUCCACCGUGGGGGAGAAGUAAGGGUUUUUCUCUCUGGGUUGCAGUCCGACAGUGUGAACACCCAGCGGUGCCUGGCUUCUCACUACAGCUCCUCACAGUCAAUCCGCUUCAGCACAGUGCGAAGCUCGAGGUGUUUGGUUGAAGAUCCUCCAGUUUAAGGGGACCCACAGACCUCAGACUAUGAGGAAAGCAUCAAAGACAACAGAUUCCAGCAAACUGAGUCCUCUGAGACCAAAGAGAAUGCAUUCUGGGAGAGCAUUCAAAAUUCCAAACUGCCUGAAUUUGUAAAUUCAGAGACCUGGAGCAAGAUGGGGUUGUGGAAACAGAAGUCCAAGGUUGCAGCUGUGAAGAUAAGUGAAGAGAAUUACUAGGAUAUUGGUGUUUUGCAUUUUGUGCCCGAAUUUCUGUGACUGUGGGAGACGUGCUGUAAAUUCGUAUUGAACUGGGUUUCUGAUUUUCACCAGUGCUGUUUAAAGGUGUGGACUGGUUCAGAAUUUGAGCACACACCCUGUAAACCUGACUUGUUGGCUCCAUUCUAUAGCAGGUGGAUCAAUGGGAAAGGAGGGAGUCCUCUUCACCAUUAGAAAUCAGAAGUCACAUUCAUACCUAUGUUGUGAAUUGUCCAUUUAGAAAAACCAUAUGGAAAUAAAACCGAACUUCUAUAAAGGGCAGCUAGUGCACAGCACCACCUCUGUGCCCAGACUGAACAUUUUCAAGUUCAAGAUGGGGAAGCAAAACAGCAAACUACGGCCUGAGGUGAUGCAGGAUUUGCUGGACAGCACAGACUUCACAGAGCAUGAAAUCCAAGAGUGGUACAAGGGCUUCCUCAGGGAUUGCCCCAGUGGGAAUUUAUCAAUGGAAGAAUUCAAGAAAAUUUACGGGAACUUCUUUCCCUAUGGGGAUGCUUCCAAAUUUGCUGAGCACGUUUUUCGCACUUUUGAUGCCAAUGGAGAUGGGACAAUAGAUUUCCGAGAAUUUAUCAUUGCACUGAGUGUUACAUCGAGAGGCAAACUCGAGCAGAAACUAAAGUGGGCAUUCAGCAUGUAUGAUCUCGAUGGAAAUGGAUACAUCAGCAAGUCAGAAAUGUUAGAGAUUGUUCAGGCAAUCUAUAAAAUGGUUUCUUCUGUGAUGAAGAUGCCAGAAGAUGAGUCAACACCUGAGAAAAGGACAGAAAAAAUCUUCAGACAGAUGGAUACCAACCGAGAUGGAAAGCUAUCCCUUGAAGAGUUCAUCCGGGGUGCCAAAAGUGAUCCUUCCAUCGUCCGUCUCCUCCAAUGCGAUCCCAGCACUGCCGGGCAAUUCUAAUUCCUAAAUGAAGAAUAUGACAUUUAGUGUGACUGUGUUUCUGCUUCCUGCGAUUACAUCACCAGUGGCUUGGCCACUUGUUCAUGGCUGAACCUGUCAUCUUUUAGCCCUGUUUGCUUUUCAAUUCUGAAUUUGUAAAUGGCUGUUUAAUUAAAAACUGUGUCUGGAAUUCUUACAGAAA